CAACCCCUAUAUUUAUUGUCAUGCAUAUGCUUCCUCUUUCCUCAUUCUUGCCCUGCUCCACUUUUCCCUGAAGAAAAGAAAAAGGGGUCUCUCUUUUGUCUCUCACGCAUAUAAUCAAACAGUACUGGUGCCACAGAAGGAUAAGGUUCUGUUUUUUUUUUUAAGGGCGAUUCAAGGAAAUGGGGAUCUUCUCACUGAUCACAGGGAGGGCAGGCCCAAGUGGGUUCGGAUCAGCUUCGACGGCUGAACAGGUUACAGCAGGGAUUGAUGCAAGUAACCUCACUGCCAUUGUCACCGGAGGGGCAAGUGGAAUUGGGUUGGAGACAGCAAGGGUGUUGGCUCUUCGGAAAGCUCAUGUCAUCAUUGCUGCGAGGAACAUGGAGUCUGCAAAUGCGGCAAAACACCAUAUUCUUAAUGGCAACGAAACUGCUCGCGUGGACCUUCUAAAGCUCGACCUAUCCUCCAUGAAGUCCAUCAAAGCAUUUGUUGACAGCUUUAAUGCUCUCGACGUGCCCCUUAACAUCUUGAUAAACAACGCCGGUGUCAUGUUCUGCCCUUUCCAGCUUUCAGGGGAUGGAAUAGAGAUGCAAUUUGCAACAAAUCAUCUAGGUCAUUUUCUCUUGACAAAUCUUCUUCUUGAGAAAAUGAAGAACACAGCGAGAGCAACUGGUGUUGAGGGCAGGAUUGUCAACUUGUCAUCCAUAGCCCACUCCUACACCUACGAACAUGGAAUUCGAUUUGACAAGAUCAGCGAAAGAACUGGUUAUUCCGACAAAAGGGCAUAUGGGCAAUCCAAAUUAGCAAACAUAUUACAUGCUAAUGAGCUGUCUCGUCGUUUGCAGGAAGAAGGUGUAAACAUUACAGUUAAUUCAGUCCACCCAGGAUUGAUAAUGACUCCUCUCAUGAGAUAUUCUGCCGUUUUGAUGAGGAUGCUGCACGUGGUCACCUUUUACAUAUGGAAGAACGUACCUCAGGGAGCAGCCACGACCUGCUAUGUUUCACUCCACCCAAGUCUGAAAGGUGUGAGUGGAAAGUACUACGUGGACUGCAAUGAGACGCGACCAAGUGAGUUUGCCAGAGAUUCAGCGUUGGCUAAAAUGCUGUGGGACUUCAGCAACAAGUUGGUUCAUUCAGUUUCAAAACCUUAAACAAUGGCUGCUUGAUUUGUGCCUGAAGCUCUCUUAUCGAUUGAUCGUUGCUUUGAUGUUUUGUGAAGAACUUGCACUUUCUUCCUAAGAAUUAUGCUAUUUUAUUUAAUGAAUUUGGACUUUCCCUUUCUCUCUUGCCA
Molecule: messenger RNA, 1288 nt
Organism: Alnus glutinosa
Lineage: Eukaryota; Viridiplantae; Streptophyta; Magnoliopsida; Fagales; Betulaceae
Product: short-chain dehydrogenase TIC 32 B, chloroplastic
Exons: 8
Coding region: 180-1148 (322 amino acids)
Source: RefSeq, a predicted model, not a curated record